AUGGAUGCACGUGUUCUUAUUCUGAUGUGGUUUACUAUGGCAAUCAUACGCCAGGGUGUGAACUCUAAUAAGGAUGCCUGCAACAAGUUUAACUCGACUUGCUGUUACAAUUAUUAUUUCGAUGAAAUGAAGGACAUCUGUGUGGAAUGCAAGCCGGGAACCUUUGGUUGGAAUUGUAAAGAAGACUGUGUUAGUGGAUACUACGGUUAUCUGUGUCAAAAUGAAUGUAAAUGUGAAGAGCAACAUUGUGACUCAGCUACAGGGUGCACAAAAAAUAUAGGGCUCACGGCAGGUGUGACAGGUCGACAGGAGAUACUCACCCUAGGUAUUUGA
Messenger RNA from Ostrea edulis (European flat oyster), 333 nucleotides. Its product is annotated as cell death abnormality protein 1-like. Bases 1 to 333 code for a protein of 110 amino acids. Lineage: Eukaryota; Metazoa; Mollusca; Bivalvia; Ostreida; Ostreidae. The transcript is spliced from 4 exons. The record is from RefSeq and is a predicted model, not a curated record.